AGAUGAACCAGCUGGGGCGGUGCAGCGUCGUGGGCUGCUGUUGUUGUGGGGGUGGGGACGCGGGGUCCGGCGCGUGGAUGCUGCGGUGCAUGGUGUGUUUGUGUGUGUGUGGAUGUGUUUGAACUAGGUAGGUAGUAAAUUGAAGUGAUGGAUAGAUAGCAGUAAGAACAGUAACGGAGACGAUGGAGAAAAGACAGCCCGCCGUUCAAGAAGGCGCAUUUAUAUAUGACAACCAGAGAGCAAAGCAAAGAACGAAGCAUUUGCCAGACGCAGGCGACAAAUAAACAGAAACAAAGCCAGCAGGCGCGCUGGCAGACAGCAAAACAGAUGGUCAAUCAGCCAACAGGGCAAAGACAAACAGUCUCAAACCCCCCAGACAAGCACAAUGCAUAUCCAAGAUCCCCACCUAGUUCUAUCCCGCAGCAGCCGCCGCCCGCUUGCAUCGCGCAUCUCCCCGCCACGAGACAGACGGCUCAGGCAGGCGUGUCAAACGCGCGGCGGCGCGGCUUCGUGCAGCUCAAAUGGCCUUUGUGCUACCUGCCUACCGCGGUGGACUGCUUGCUCGUCGGCGAUCGAGUUUUUUUUUUCUUGUCUGAAAGAGAGAUGGAAGAAAUGUGACUGUUGCGAGGAAAAGAGAUCGGGGUACUUACCGUCGUACAUACCUGGAGCCAGCGUGCAUGCGAUCCAGGAUGGAGAUGGAAGACGACUGCGGUGCACCACUCAACACCAUCCACCUAGUCGUAGCCGAAGCAACCAGACCAGACUCUUACUCUCCCUUCCAUCAAAACACUGCUCACCUUCAAUCACCCCAAACCACCCCCUCAAACCCACCCCCAUUCCACACCCUCUCCUUACCACCCACCUCUCCUUCUCCCCUUCCCCCCGCCCC
This is a messenger RNA of Aplosporella prunicola CBS 121167, 889 nucleotides long. RefSeq lists its product as uncharacterized. The record is from RefSeq and is a predicted model, not a curated record. The transcript has a single exon. Lineage: Eukaryota; Fungi; Ascomycota; Dothideomycetes; Botryosphaeriales; Aplosporellaceae. The coding region runs from base 226 to 618 and encodes 130 amino acids.